Maniola jurtina (meadow brown) is the source of this 1978-nucleotide messenger RNA. RefSeq names its product protein couch potato (gene cpo). Gene Ontology annotation, molecular function: mRNA binding. NCBI's taxonomy places the organism in Eukaryota, Metazoa, Arthropoda, Insecta, Lepidoptera, Nymphalidae. Bases 846 to 1826 code for a protein of 326 amino acids. The record is from RefSeq and is a predicted model, not a curated record. The transcript is spliced from 10 exons.
AGUCUAUCGCGCGCAGAGGCAGCGCCUGUACGUGCCGCCCUUUGCUCUGUCGCGACCGACACGGUGUCCGUAACUGGUGUUCGGAAAAUUGUGCAUGUGCGUUUUCCGACGAGAGCAGUGUGUGUGCUAGUGAGAUGUGCUGUUGUUUUCUAGGAUCGGUUUACACGCAGAGCAUCAACUAGCCCGAAUGAGAACAAAGUGCUCAAGCGCAAAAAUCUACAAAAAAACUAACAUAGCGCGUAGCAUUGUUAUAGGUUAACGUAGUCGAUAAGUCAAUAGUAACAACGAGCGCCGCGCCGUUGUCGACGAGCCGAUAUCGCUAACGAGAACUCGUCGCGUCGCGCGCGGUCCCGUCUCCUGUCGCCGCCAGUGUCAGUGCUCGCCGGAGUCGCGCGACUCGGCCGGCACGCCCCGACACAGCCGUGGAUAACCUCGGCCAGAGCCCCCUCCCGGUGAAGAGGCUGCACGAAGCGCUGCAGAGUGCGCAGGUGAAGCGGCAGCGGCUCUCCCCUCCGUACCCCGCCCCGUCGCCCCUGCACCCCAUCCAUCAGCUGGCCGUGCACCAGCACAUCAAGGUGCAGCAGAGCAUAGUGCAACAGAGCAUCGUGCAGCAGCACCAGCUGAACCUGGCCCACCAGUCGCUGCAGAACCUGCAGGCGCAGAGCUUGCAAGCGGCGCAGCAGAGCCUGCAAGCGGCGCAGAGCCUGCAAGUGGCCCAAGGGCUGCAGGCUCAGAGCCCCACGUCCACGGGCGCGGGCGCGCAGCAGGGGGCAGGAGCGACGCAGGGCGCGCUGGUGCCGCCGCAGCAGCCGUCGCCGCGGGCCGCGUCUCCGCAGCACAAGAACAUGGAGCUCGCGCUGUGCCAGAGCAUGGACUCCGUCAACACCGCCACCACUGAGGAAGAGGUGCGGACAUUGUUCGUGAGCGGCCUGCCCAUGGAUGCAAAACCACGCGAACUCUAUCUUCUAUUUCGGGCAUAUGAAGGAUAUGAGGGUUCGCUGUUGAAGGUUACAAGCAAAAAUGGAAAAACUGCAUCACCAGUGGGCUUCGUCACAUUUCACACCCGGGCUGGUGCUGAAGCGGCUAAACAAGACCUUCAGCAGGGCGUCCGGUUCGACCCCGACAUGCCGCAAACGAUUCGGCUGGAGUUCGCUAAAAGCAACACGAAGGUCAGCAAGCCGAAGCCGGCAGUUGCCACCGCCGCGCCAGCCGCACACCCUGCAUUGAUGCACCCACUCACUGGACACUUAGCCAGCCCGUUCUUCCCCGGCGGAGGCGCUGAGCUGUGGCAUCACCCACUGGCCUACGGAGGAGAACUGCCUACUUUAUCGCACGGGCUCGUCCAUCCCGCUAUUCAUCCGCAAAUGGCGCCCACCCCCUUGACGCUAGGCGCGUGCGUCCUCCCGGCCCCGGCGCUGGGGUCGCCGGGCGCCGCGGUGCCGGGCCAUGCGCCCGCGCCGCCCUCGCACCCCGCGCACCCCGCGCACCCUGGGCACAACGCGCCGCCGUGCUCCACGCUAUUUGUCGCAAACCUUGGCCAGUUCGUUUCCGAACACGAGCUCAAGGAGAUAUUUAGCAGCUGUGGGGGUUUCUCGCGGCUGCGGCUUCUGACGGGCGGUAGCGGCGGCGGCUCCGGCCCGGUCGCUUUCGUGGACUUCCUCACCCCGAGCGACGCAGCCACCGCCAUGGCCCGUCUGCAGGGCGCGCUGCUCCUCAGCUCAGAGGGCGCCAUCCACCUCGAAUACGCGAGGCAUAAGUUGGCACACAACGGCUGGAUUCUCGCACAUGAAGGAGCCAAAGGCGGAGAAGAGGGCGAACAGCAUUAGUUCGUUCGUGGCACUCGGCACUUGACAACCAGCGAACUGAGGGACGCGCUUUCUUGAUCCUCGGCAGCGCAUCGGAGGCCCGCGCCCGGGAGAGAGCUUGCCUUGCUACGACGCGUGGCUGUACUAGCGACGGAUCAAGAGUACAAAAGCCA